Messenger RNA from Truncatella angustata, 840 nucleotides. RefSeq names its product RF-1 domain-containing protein. Gene Ontology annotation, biological process: translational termination. Gene Ontology annotation, cellular component: mitochondrion. The record is from RefSeq and is a predicted model, not a curated record. Lineage: Eukaryota; Fungi; Ascomycota; Sordariomycetes; Amphisphaeriales; Sporocadaceae. The transcript has a single exon. The coding region runs from base 147 to 719 and encodes 190 amino acids. Gene Ontology annotation, molecular function: translation release factor activity.
UACAGCAUUUGUUUAUUUAACUAUUUAUUGUCUAUUUACUUACUUACUUACUUACCUGUUUAUCUCGGCACCGAGCAAACAAGCCCACUCUCAACCUGGACAUUUAUCGAUAUACAACACAGAAAACAACCCCGACCGAAAACACCAUGUCCCGACUCCUCCUGCCCCGGUGCCUAUCCUCCUCAUCACCAUGGCGCCACGCCGCCUCCUUCACCACGCUCAGCCACCUGUCCAAGAAAGCGCCCAACAUGCCGCCCCGGCCCAAGCCACCGCCGGACGCGGAGUUGCACGAGUCGUUCCUGAAGGGGUCCGGGCCGGGCGGGCAGAAGAUCAACAAGACCAGCUCGGCGGUGCAGCUGAAACACAUACCGACGGGCCUGGUAGUCAAGUGCCAGGCGACACGGUCGCGGACCGAGAACCGCAAGAUUGCCCGGCAGCUGCUCGCCGACAAGCUCGACGACAUGAGCCGGGGUGACGAGAGCCGGAGCUCCGUCGUCGGGGCCGCGAAGCGGAAGAAGAGGGCCAGCGCCGCCAAGAAGAAGAGGAGGAAGUAUCGCAAGUUGGACGAGGAUGGAAAGGAGGUCGCUGCUGGCGAGGGAGAAGAGGAGGACGAGUUUGAGGACGAGUUCCAAGACGAGAUCGACGAGAAAGAUGGCGCAACACCAACAGCUCAGGACUUCACAGAGAUUCCUGGCCCGAAAGAGAAGGAGAAAACAUAGCAUAGCUGGUAUUGUUAACGGAUAUCUCUAGUGAGUGCCUUCAAGCUUCGUGAAUUUGGGAAGGUAACUGCCAACUCCUAGGUACUGUGCCUUUUCGGACUUUUUGACGACUCAAUGUUCC